GCUGUCGACCAUAACGAGCUCGCCGUGUCGCACUAGUAUUCGCCAUGACUAUCAAGCUCAAGCCAAGUCUCUCACCUUCGCCCCCUCCGCUCAUGCUCACGGAUGAAAUGCCGGCAUCGCCUGCAGACGUCCUCGAGGUCCCCGGUUCGCCACCCACGACAUGGCUGUCGGCGCGCGACAUGAAGAUGUAUGGGCUGGAGCCAUUGAGGUCCGAAGUCGGUAUCAUAAGGUGCAAAGACUGCGGGAAACCCAUCCUUAAGAGCGCGAUCGCCGAGCAUGCAGAUAACUGCGCAAAGAUUCGUUCAGGAGGGAAGAAGGCUGGGAAGGGAAAAGCAAAUGCAGAUGCAGAGGACUCCACGAAGAAAGGGAAGAAGCGCAAGGCAGACGACGAAGAUCUCAAUCCAGACGACCCGAAGAAGAAGAAGCCGGCUCCCAAGGUCAACAAAGGGCGUUUCAAGGGUCCCGUCGACUACGACAAGCAAUGUGGCGUCAUAAACGAUAAGGGCCUCCCUUGCUCGCGCUCGCUCACAUGCAAGUCGCACUCGAUGGGUGCCAAGCGCGCUGUCCAAGGCCGUUCUAAGCCUUAUGACGAGCUGCUACUCGAGUGGAACCGGCUGAACAAUCCGAAUUGGGUUGAACCGGUGAAGCGGGAGAGCAAAGCAGAGAAGAAGGAGCGUAAAGAGCGCGAAAAGGCAGAGAAGAAGCGGCAGCAGGCAGAGGCCGCUGCCGCUGCGGGUGUCGACGUUACAAAGAAGGGCGCCAACAAUGCCCUCGUGGGCACAUUGACGAAGAAGAACAAGAAGGCCACGGCCGCAGCUGCUGCUGCUGCAGUCGUCUCUUCCGCCGGAGUGGUAACUGGAGAGGAUGGAUACGAGAACCUGGACGAAGUUGACUCGGAGGCUGAGCUCGAUUCCCUCGUUCAUGCGGUUCGCGCAGCCCAGGAUACUGGGCUGAUAGGAGUUCCACUUGCAGUACCUUGCGAUGCAAGUUCGUGGUUUGUGGCCCGACGUGAACGGCUCCGGAGCUGCAACCAACUUGUCGCCAGUGCUCUCAUGCCCUCGUCGCGAAAUUCUGUGGGCCCGGGAGGUCCUCGACUCGCUUGAUCCUCGCCUUUCUUCCCUUUACUUCCUGGCGCAUCUGCGCUGCUUUCUAGAUGUGGGAUCAAGAAGGUCUUGACUCACGCGACUUGCACUCCACCCGCGGCCUACUCUUACCAUGGCUGUGCCAUGUGUAUGUCCCUCCCUUCCCCUUUCCACGUUGAUGCUGUAGUCAUGGCCUCGCGCGGGAACCUGCUUCCAGGGUCCUUUGUCUUGCUCAUGUGCACUUUUGUGUCGUGCUAUACCCCGUUCAUUCAAUGAUACCCCAGCAUACUCUUGCCAUUCGUGUACUGGUCAAUAUACACGGUGUAAUAUUUUGCAAACUCGUUCGCUGAGUACAGAUCGCCUGUUAUCAUUGAGACGGGACGAAUUCCUUUCUUCGACGCCGUUUCCAGCGAACAAGAGCAGCUCGUAGAAGAUGAACAGUACU
Messenger RNA from Laetiporus sulphureus 93-53, 1527 nucleotides. RefSeq names its product SCA7-domain-containing protein. Lineage: Eukaryota; Fungi; Basidiomycota; Agaricomycetes; Polyporales; Laetiporaceae. The record is from RefSeq and is a predicted model, not a curated record. The transcript has 2 exons. Gene Ontology annotation, biological process: regulatory ncRNA-mediated heterochromatin formation; RITS complex assembly; regulation of transcription by RNA polymerase II. The coding region runs from base 45 to 1103 and encodes 352 amino acids. Gene Ontology annotation, cellular component: SAGA complex.